UUUCACUUCGGCGGUGAUCCACAACAUUCGUUUCCCCCAUUUCUCUUUCCAUCUUUCUUUCUUUCACAUACAACACACACCACCCCCAAUUUCUUCCAUCAUUUUUAAUUGAUUAAUCCGAUUAUCACAAAAAAAAAAAUACUAAUAAUAAUUCAUUAUGACUCCUGAAUACGACUACCUAUUCAAGCUUUUGCUUAUCGGAGAUUCUGGAGUAGGAAAGUCAUGUUUACUCUUGAGGUUUGCUGACGAUUCCUACUUGGACAGCUACAUAAGCACCAUUGGAGUUGAUUUUAAAAUCCGUACUGUGGAACAAGAUGGCAAGACUAUUAAGCUUCAAAUAUGGGACACUGCGGGGCAAGAACGUUUCAGGACCAUCACAAGCAGCUACUACCGUGGGGCGCAUGGCAUCAUAGUGGUUUAUGAUGUGACGGACCAAGAGAGCUUCAAUAAUGUUAAACAGUGGCUGAGUGAAAUUGAUCGCUAUGCCAGUGAGAAUGUCAACAAGAUACUUGUUGGAAACAAAUCUGAUCUUGUUGCAAAUAAAGUCGUUUCAACUGAAACAGCUAAGGCUUUUGCUGAUGAAAUUGGAAUUCCUUUCUUGGAAACAAGUGCAAAAGAUGCCACCAAUGUCGAACAGGCUUUUAUGGCUAUGACCGCUUCCAUCAAAGAUAGGAUGGCAAGUCAACCGUCGUUGAACGCCUCAAAGCCUCCAACAGUCAACAUACGUGGACAACCAGUCUCACAGAAUAGUGGAUGCUGCUCUUAGUAAAUCAACUAUGAGCGUUUAUCACUUGUCAAGUGGCAAUGUACAAGUAUCCUUGUGUAGGGAUGAAUUCUUUUUUACUUUCUUUGUUUUCUGACUGUUGGGAUUGUAUAAAAGUCAAGAAUUCUUUAGUUGUCAAAACAUCUACUACUCUGUUUGUUGUGUCAAGAAAACAGGAAAUUGUUUAUCGUUAGAUCUUUUGAUAAGAAUCAUGGAUUGGUUAUUUUAAGCUA
Messenger RNA from Erigeron canadensis, 996 nucleotides. Its product is annotated as GTP-binding protein YPTM2. Bases 158 to 766 code for a protein of 202 amino acids. The record is from RefSeq and is a predicted model, not a curated record. Gene Ontology annotation, molecular function: GTPase activity; GTP binding. Lineage: Eukaryota; Viridiplantae; Streptophyta; Magnoliopsida; Asterales; Asteraceae. The transcript has 8 exons.